CCAAGUCAUCUGCCACAACAAAACACUCUGCUGUCAGCCAAGUCAGGGCAGCAACCAGGUAGCUGCUGCAACCGGCAAACGUUUACAGGCACAGGCCGAAACUUAUUUUAGAUACGGAACUAAUAUUUUAGUCACGGCUUUUAAAGUAAUUACAAAUUCUGAUCCGGAGUAGAGGAGGCUGUGUAAGGUGAAGUCUGGGGAGACGGACAGGGGGAGAGAGGAAAAAAAAAACAAAGAUGGCUGUGUAGCUAGAGAGAGACGAGUUCCACCAGAACGGUCUCAAACCUUGGAUUUAAGCACCGACACGUCCCGUGAGCUCCGUGGACGGUGGGUCGGUCCCGGAGCAGGGACGUUCUAGGAGCAGCCGAGCUGGGCCGCGCCUGUAAUCUGCUGUCACAGCGAAUAACGGCGUCGAGAGAGAAACGACAGCUGAGGGACGAGUUGUUUUUGUUCUGCCUGAGCACAGAGAGAGACAGAGACACAGGGACAGCACAUAGUCUGCUGGCCUCACUGUAAGUCGACUAAACUAGUCCACAUCUAACCUGUCCGUUAUUACAUUUUAAUUACACCGUCGUUGGCUUGUUACACAUAGAAGUUUCUAGUGUAAAUUGUAAGUUUAGCCUUCAUUCCAGUGUGUCAGGGCGCUGCUGUAGCGUUAGCCCGGCUAAUGUUAGCUUGCUGUCAGCUGACCGUUGGCCUGGCGGUUUAGACGUUUAAACCGAACUAAAACCUGCAGGUACUUCGACCUCAGCAGGUCUACACACACCGCGGGCAUUUCUUGAUAUUUCGUAGCCAUGUCUUCGCUGGAAGAGAGAGACGUGGGCGUUGCGGCCGCCCCUGGCUCCUCCUCGGGAGGCCUGGGGGUCGGAGCCGUGGGGGCAGCAGUGGAGGCUGUUGCCGGGGUCGCGGCCAUGCAAUCGGAGGACGUCGGGAUUCGACGCGAAGGGCCCGAGCCUGACCAGGACCAACCACCCAAGAAGAGGGCGAGACUGCCCGAGGGCGAGUCAGGGAAGCUGGAGGAGAGACUGUACUCAGUGCUGUGCUGCACCGUGUGCCUAGAUUUGCCCAAGGCGUCAGUGUAUCAGUGUACCAAUGGACACCUGAUGUGUGCGGGCUGUUUUAUUCACCUUCUGGCUGACUCGCGCCUCAAGGAGGAACAGGCCACGUGUCCCAACUGCAGGUGUGAGAUUAGCAAGAACCUGUGCUGCAGGAACCUGGCUGUGGAGAAGGCUGUCAGUGAGCUGCCGACAGAAUGUACCUUCUGCCUGAAACAGUUCCCCCGCUCCAGCUUAGAGCGACACCAGAAAGAAGAGUGUCAAGACAGGGUGACACAGUGCAAGUACAAGAGGAUUGGUUGCCCCUGGCAAGGUCCUUUUCACGAGCUGCCAGCUCAUGAGGGCGAGUGUUCACAUCCCACAAAGACCGGUACGGAGCUGAUGGGAAUCCUGGGAGAGAUGGACCAGAACCACCGCAGAGACAUGCAGCUUUACAACAGCAUCUUCAGCCUGCUGUGCUAUGAAAAGAUUGGCUUUACAGAGGUGCAGUUCAGGCCGUACCGCACCGACGACUUCAUCACCCGCCUGUACUAUGAGACACCGCGCUUCACAGUUCUCAACCAGACGUGGGUGCUGAAGGCUCGCGUCAAUGACUCGGAACGCAACCCCAACCUCUCCUGCAAGCGCACCCUUUCUUUUCAGCUCAUCCUCAAAAGCAAGGUGAAUUCUGCUCUGGAGUGCUCCUUCCUGCUGCUGAAGGGGCCGUACGACGACGUACGGAUCAAACCCGUCAUCCACCAUCACUCCUUCAGCAACGACACCAACGAGACCGACUACGUCCCCCUGCCCAUCUCCGAUUCAGUGGAGUGCAACAAACUGCUGGCCGCCAAAAAUAUCAACCUGCGUCUGUUCAUCUUCCAAGUUCAGAAAUAAAGAGUCAGAGGAGAACAAGAGGAAGAGGAAGAAGAGGAGGAGGUGAAGAAAAAGGACGAGGAGGAACAAGGAUGUUGGACGAAGGUGCAAAAAGAAAAGAUGUGAAGAUGAGAGAGACACCACUGAACCACAGAUACCUCUUAACACACACAAUCACGCAGGGUACACACACACACACACACACACACACUCACUCACUCACUAACGGUGUAAACAGAGAGACAUGCCACUCGUGACUCUUCCCUCCUUCAGUGACACAGCUGCUGUGAUCCAGGAUGAAGGGUUUUGAUGAGUGGGACUGCUGGUGUCACAGCUGUGGGCUCUAUGGUUUGGUGUGGACCUCAGGAGGCUCUGAGGUCACCGACCUCUCACCCCUGACACCCAUAGAUAAAGGUAGCACACACACGCACAUGCGCACACACACAACUACACAGUGUAGUUGUGUGUGUGUUUGACUGUUGGUGUGUGAGGGACAGACCCCAGAGGUGGGCCCACGCUGGGUCUGCAUGAACAAACAUGCCGGAAAAUGUGAAUACAAGAGCGCCUGCGUCCAGUCAGCUGCUUUCUGGACAUGUGUACGGGGACUUCCAGGACAUGACUGUGUGCCUGCGUGUGUGUGUGUGUGUGUAUAUGUGUCCCACCUUGUACCCCAGGUCACUUCCUGUUUUAGCAAACAGCCCCUACCCUGUUUUCUCAGUCGAGGACCGUGGGCCAGGCUGCGUGGAUCUUUGUACUUCUUUGACUUAUUCCUCCAGCUGUGAUUCCCUGAUAUAACCAUCAACACUAAUCUUUGUUUGAUUUUAUUUUGAUUUCUCUUAACCCCUUAAUAUUUAAGUAACUGUGAACUUUUAUUCUUUUAGGAAGGCUUUUAGUGUGCAAGCUGCUGCUGACGUGGGUGUGUGUGUGUGUGUGUGUGUGUGUGUGUGUAGUAACUAGAGUACAAUCCUCUGUGAGAAUGGACUUCCCACAGUUAACGUCUCUGUUAGCGAUUCAAUAAUCAGAAGUCCUUGAGCCCAAAACCAAAAUGAGCUUGGUUUAUUUUUGUAUGUCAGAAAAAAGAAAUGCAAAGUCUCUCGUUAAAAAAGCUGAAACAGAAGAGUAAAAAGUAUUACAUUGAUGAAGCCUUUAAAAUCCUGACAUCAUCACGCUGGCUGAUUUUCACUGAAGCAACCAGUUGUUGCAGCUUUUAUUUCUGUGCAUAUUUUUGACAAAAAUGGAAUGAUUAAAUACCGAUCACUCAGUUGGACACAACACCGUGUCCUCCAUCAACUAACAAAUCUACCACUUCUACUGUCUAAAUUAUGAUUACGAUCCUUUUUGCUGGUUCUUGAUGAACCUUAGAUGUGAAUGUGAGUGUGAAUGGUUGUGUGAAUGACGUUUUUAACAAGAGAAAGUGAUGGAAGACGAAUGACAAGAUUUUUCUUAAAGAAUCUGGUGACUCGCAGACAAACCUGGGACCUUUUAGUUUUAUAGUCGGGAUAGGCUUUAGGUUUUGGUUAAAAAAAUAAAUGAAUAGAUGGAAAUAUAAUAUGAAGCUUACAGAAAGCUGGGGACAGAUGAGCUGCUCCGGUCGGCAGCAGCUGAGGAGUGACACCCAAACUGAGAGCAGAGUGUCGGGGUGAUCUCCAUCCAUGUCCGUGUGCAUGGACUUUUCUGGACGUGGGUUGGUGGAGCAGGGUUGGGAAGUUUUACUGUAACACAGUGACAUGUUAGUGUUAGACCUACUUGAACAAGAACAUGAAGACGUUACUUGCGUAGACUCUACUGUAAAGCAGAUAUCUCUCUCUCUCUCUCUCUCCCUCUCUCUCUCUUUCCUCCCGACCUCUAUUUCCUGUAUUUCUGUGUUUUAAUGCUUUGUCUCUCUGCCAGUGGAUUCACUCAUCUCACUAUGGCUGUACAUGUGCCUUUUAUUAAAGAUCAUGGAACCUACCAG
Cynoglossus semilaevis (tongue sole) is the source of this 3861-nucleotide messenger RNA. RefSeq names its product zinc finger TRAF-type containing 1 (gene zftraf1). Gene Ontology annotation, molecular function: zinc ion binding. The transcript has 6 exons. NCBI's taxonomy places the organism in Eukaryota, Metazoa, Chordata, Actinopteri, Pleuronectiformes, Cynoglossidae. The coding region runs from base 795 to 1928 and encodes 377 amino acids. The record is from RefSeq and is a predicted model, not a curated record. Gene Ontology annotation, cellular component: nucleus.